Messenger RNA from Macrosiphum euphorbiae (potato aphid), 1101 nucleotides. NCBI's taxonomy places the organism in Eukaryota, Metazoa, Arthropoda, Insecta, Hemiptera, Aphididae. The record is from the annotation of a GenBank genome assembly.
AUGGAAACCUGGGGUAAUUGGACAUUUAGUAAGGAAAACGAAGAUUUGUUGGCCGGAGUGUUGAACAAAUUUGGCUCGGAACAAUGUAGCUUAGAUACACCGAAAAAAGUCUUUUUGUCGUCCUUGGCCGCUUCGUCGAAAACUGUGCGGGUUGAAAUAUCCAGUUCGAGCAGCGAUGACAGUGAUAUUGACGGAGACUUUAACUCCGUUCAGACGUGUUUUCCGAAAUCCAACGCAGACGCGUCGAAUGUAGAAUCUAAACCUACAGCGGCUGUGGUCGACGACUCGGAGCUUCAGCCUGCCUGCAUCGGUGCCGCCUUGGGUAAUUUUAACGACGAAUCUUCCUUCCUGCCAAGUCAACCGCAAGUGGAAAACCCGCAUGAAAACGCAAUCAAACAAAUAGUCGAAAUGUUAAACGCCGGAGACUACGACGCAGGAGAGUUGUUUUCCGCGUUGCAGACCGAGCGAAACAACCGAAAAGACGUGUCGGAGAUAAUCGGGGACGUGUGGCCGGAAAUUGUCACUGACAGAGCUCGCCACGGUUUUUGCGAAGCGCUUGUCCAAACCGACGUGAGGCCGCAAAUAAUUUGUGAAGAUAUAUAUUUACCCUGGUUCAAAACACGCGAGUCGAAUUUGACUGGGUUCGUCGAGAGUCUGUCCAAACUGAUCGUCCACUUUUCGGAAUACGCUUGCAAAUCAUUACUCGUCAAACUGCUGAUAGACAAAGAAUCGAUUCUGGUUAAACAUUUGAAUUGGCUCGUGGACAUCAUGCAGUCCCUCGACCAACAACAUUGGUGUAUUCUUUUAAACGAAUACUUAAAUCACUGCGAUGGCCUUGAUCAGUAUCAAAUACCAGUUUUGUUGCACUUGGUGAACAAUUGCCAGAAAAGUCUAAACAACGACGACGCCGAACGUCUGGUUGGGUUGUGCAGAAAUUCGGCCCAUGAACAUUCUGCUAACAGAGACUUUGGCUUAUUGCUAAUGUCUGUGAUCGGAGCUAUCGAUUUGAGCAAAUUUCGAUCAGAAAUGACGACCAUAUGCGGGCAACUCAAAGGAGUUUCAAAGUUUAUGAUCAUGAAAGCUCUAAAGGACACAAAAUAA